Messenger RNA from Umbelopsis ramanniana AG, 1081 nucleotides. RefSeq lists its product as uncharacterized. The transcript is spliced from 4 exons. Gene Ontology annotation, cellular component: nucleolus. Gene Ontology annotation, molecular function: RNA binding. The coding region runs from base 18 to 782 and encodes 254 amino acids. The record is from RefSeq and is a predicted model, not a curated record. NCBI's taxonomy places the organism in Eukaryota, Fungi, Mucoromycota, Umbelopsidomycetes, Umbelopsidales, Umbelopsidaceae.
AUCCACCUUAAACAGAUAUGGCUACUAUAGACUCAUUCAAGGCUCCCAAGUUGACUAACAAGAACACAGCAAGCGAAGAAAUCAUCGACGAGGAUGAAGUUCUCAUUGAAGCCGACAGCCUUCCUACCUCCACUCUCGAAAAAGAUGCCGGCAUGCAAGUAGAUCAGGGCGAAGAAGGUAGCAGCGCAGACAAACCCGAAUUCAAGGCAUUGAAGGCAAAGCAAAUGACUUCAACCAGCAAUCAAGCUCGUAAAAUCCCAAUUCCUCCUCAUCGUCUGUCCCCACUGAAGAAAAGUUGGCUUCAAAUUUACUCACCCUUGGUCGAGCACUUGAAAUUGCAAGUGAGAUAUAACACAAAAUCAAAGGCUGUUGAAAUCCGAAUGUCGAAGCAAACUGAGGAAACUGGAGCUCUUCAGAAGGGAGCUGAUUUCGUCCGUGCUUUUGCUCUUGGAUUCGAAGUUGAGGACGCCAUUGCCUUACUCAGAUUGGACGAUCUUUAUAUCGACACUUUCGAAAUCAAGGAUGUAAAGACUUUGCACGGAGAUCAUUUGUCUCGUGCUAUUGGCCGUAUUGCUGGUAAAGACGGAAAGACCAAGUUCACCAUUGAGAAUGCAAGCAAAACUCGCAUUGUGUUGGCUGAUACCAAAAUACAUAUCCUCGGUUCAUUCCAAAACAUACGAAUUGCUAGAGAUGCUCUUGUCAGCUUGGUUCUUGGUAGUCCACCAGGAAAGGUUUACGCAACGCUGAGAACCAUCUCAGCUCGCAUGAAGGAGAGAUUCUAAAUCUUUUUGCUCGCUAUCGACAACCAACACUACAAAAUUCAAAUUACCCUCCACAAAUGUUUUCGCUUUCAUUUUCAUCCUCCUUUAUUCAUUGUGCAACUUAAUUCUUGUCACUUUCUCCAAUUUUCUCAUAUUUCCUCAUCAAUGUAUAAAAUGCUGCUUUUUUUGGUCAUUUAUUUCGCGAACGCUAUCAUGAUUCUAUCCAUUUGAAUGAUCCCAUGAGCAAAUGCCGCUUCAAAAGCCGUCCCGGUGCUGGGGAUAAUAUGGUCAGCUUUUGCUUUGCAUCAUCCACAUCCGAC